AUGAGUGACAACAUCGACCCGCGCGAGGCCCAGAAGCGGCUCAUCGCCAUGGCCGACCUCACUCGUCUUCGACAGGAGGAACUUCCUUUGAGUGCUGAAGAAAAGCGAGGACCGUCCUUUAACCCCACCCGUCGGAACGGAACCGACCACAUCAACCCUUCCCUCAAGGAGGGACUCUCCAACAAGUGGACCGUCAAAAUUGACGAUGAGGAGGCUCGUCAAACCGACGGUCUCGAGAUCGAGGACGCACGCCCAUGGGGAAAGAAGGUGGCCCAGAAGUACCUUGAGACUCGUGGAUAUGCUGGUGCCCCAUCUGUCACCUUGGCCCAAUGGGGACCCCAAAACACCACUCCGGCUCCCGAGCAGCCCCCUGCUGUUACUCAGGAGGUUGAGGCUGUGAGCCCCCAGGUCCAGCAUGAAAGCAACAGAAACGUCCCUGAAGCCUCUGUCGCCGCCCCUGCCUCUACAAACCUCAAGUUCGUCCUCAACACCAUGGUCUUGGAUCCCGCUAUGGCGGAGCACGUCAUCGGCACUGGACAAUGUCAGGUCGUGCCUGGAAAGGACGAGGCACUCUCCUUUUCCGCAGAAGUGGUUAUGAAGUUGCUCAUCAGCGAGAACAGAGCUGUUCUAGAGCUCUCAGCUCUGGGCAAGCCGCGCCGAGUCAUGGAUUCUUUAGAACUGGGCAGUCCGGUCGUUGAUGGUCAGUUCUGUGCCUUCACUCAGCUGUCCAACGGUGGCUUCUUCUACCUUCGUUUCGCCGACGAGACCGAAACCAAGAAGUUCAAGCGGCACCUUGCCAAGAUGCAGAAGUCGGCCCGGGCCCACCAGCCUCAGGAGAACACCCGUGAGGUCGAUCAACAGCACAUCGACCAGCCUCGGGCCGAUCAACACCAAGCUAUUCAGCGCCAGGCUGAUCAACGGGUCGAUCAGCAGCAGGGAUCGGUCCCAUCCCUUGCAAACCUCAAUGAGGAUCUUGAGCCGCUCAUUUCCAUGAAUGGCUGGACAACUGUCGACAAUUCCCAAUCCCUCACGUUGGAGAACGCGACCAGACACGUCGUGGUCUUGGUUAAUCGGAUGUUGGGGAAAAUGACUCCCAAGGAGCGGAAAAUGACCCUGCAGAAGGGAAUUUUCGAGUCCGCCCUUGAGGGCAUUACAGACGGUAUCAUUGAGCACUGGGUCCAGAACGGGUUUUUCCGAGGCUACAACGACAGCCUGAAGAAUCAGUUCUGCGACCUGCUGCGGGGGAUGGUGCGAUUUCAAAUCGAUUUUCUUCGUCGCCAGAACGAAGGGUUCAACGAGAAGGACCAGGGCGUUCAGCAGGCAACUCAAGGUGUUCGCAACCUUUCUCUGCAGGAUGCACCCGCCUCUAUCCCAGCCGAUGCCCCUCGCCAGCGUGCUGCCAGCCAUCAGCAAGGUCAUUCUACGCCUACUUCUCUGUUUAGCACCCAGCUUGAAGGACGCAGAGGCCUAAGCGCUUCGCGUUUUGCAAGCGGACCUGUUAAAUUUGAGAACUGCUUCACCGGUCCUCGCAUCAAGAAAGAGCAGUGA
Molecule: messenger RNA, 1548 nt
Organism: Fusarium keratoplasticum
Lineage: Eukaryota; Fungi; Ascomycota; Sordariomycetes; Hypocreales; Nectriaceae
Exons: 3
Coding region: 1-1548 (515 amino acids)
Source: RefSeq, a predicted model, not a curated record